GUGCGGUUGGACACAAGUUUGCCUGGGAGUGUUUUCCUUUUGUCAAUAAUUAAUCACCGGAAUCAGUCUGGCAGAAUUGGAGUUUUAGCAAUAGUGCAGAGGGCGGGGCCGAACACCUAACUCUUGGAGCCUCGAGGUGCCCAGCGCAGUGGGAAGCUCGCAGCAGUUGGGGAGGAGCCAAAGCAUUGGUGCUCACCUAAGCCGCAGGAGAUACACCCAACUGGGAGAUGAAGAAGCUGCAACCCAGAGAGGAGAAGUAACACACACAGAAUCAUUCCUCAGGAAAGCAAGGACAAGAACCCAGACCUGGACCCUACUAGGCAGGACAGACUUUCUGCAGCUUGAAGGAGCCAGCCAUGGAUUUCAAACGUGUGAAGGACUAUUUCUCCUGGCUGUACUAUCAAUACCAAAUCAUUAGCUGCUGUGCUGUCUUGGAGCCCUGGGAGCGAUCCAUGUUCAAUACCAUCUUACUAACCAUUUUUGCUAUGGUGGUAUACACCGCCUAUGUUUUUAUCCCAAUCCACAUUCGCCUGGCUUGGGAAUUUUUCUCCAAAAUGUGUGGCUAUCACAGUACAAUUUCUAAUUGAUCUUGUUUGUAUCCUGUGAACUGGCAUUACAUAUGUGUACGUUGCUUACAAUGUAUUAAUUUAGGUGAAUACCGUAGCUUCUUUCACUAUCUCACCUGAAAAGCUCUCUCCUCUCUAUGCACUCUUAUAUCCUGCCUGAAAUUUGAGAUAGAUGUCUCUUUAGGUUCUUUUGUACAUGCUACAUUGUGCAUCAGACCAUAGAUAACACAAUGACCUUACCUCACAUACCAUAUUCUCUCAACUUAAAUCUAUGACUUUAGAUUUUGUUUUUAAUUGGGAAAUUUCAUAUAAACUUUUUCUGGGAAGUAGGCUCAUAAGAGACCUAUCAGAAUCAUAUUUAAAAUGCUCUCUUGAUACCUAUUCUAUAGUGAAGGAUAUAUUUUUAAAAAAUUUGUUCAUACACUACUGUCAAAAGUAUCCUAUCCUUGUUUACAAUAUACAAAAGGAUCUGAAUAAAUUAUAUAG
Balaenoptera ricei (Rice's whale) is the source of this 1052-nucleotide messenger RNA. It is a transcript of the gene SPTSSB, whose product is annotated as serine palmitoyltransferase small subunit B. Gene Ontology annotation, biological process: endoplasmic reticulum organization; ceramide biosynthetic process. The record is from RefSeq and is a predicted model, not a curated record. Gene Ontology annotation, cellular component: serine palmitoyltransferase complex. NCBI's taxonomy places the organism in Eukaryota, Metazoa, Chordata, Mammalia, Artiodactyla, Balaenopteridae. The transcript is spliced from 3 exons. Gene Ontology annotation, molecular function: serine C-palmitoyltransferase activity. The coding region runs from base 357 to 587 and encodes 76 amino acids.